GCACUAAACAUGGUAAGAUGUAAAUAAAAGAGAAAAAAAGAAAAAAAGAGAUAGCACCUGUGUAGAAGAGAAAGUAAAGGAGGGAGGGAAGCCCAAACUCUAUACUUUACAAUUGUUACUGUACUUAACAAGAUCUUAACUUAAUACAGUAUUUGUAAGAAUGGAUUCCAAAUGUUGUUGAAUUUGUCCAUGGCAAGUCUGCAUUUAUAUGCAAGUCGUUCAUAUGUUGGGAGUUUGUAUAAGUCUUCAAUCCAAUCGUAGAAGGGAACCCCAUUUUUAUUCUUCCAGUUCAUCAGUAUCAGUCUUUUUUGCCUUGGUAAAAUCUGGUAUGUGCUGCUGGGGAGGCUCAGGAGUUUCUGACAGUAACUUAACGGCACAGCGCUAUAAAUAAUGGGCUGAAUCUUUUCCAAUGCAAAAACUUGGCAUCCCUGGUAUAUAUCAUUUAUGAGAUUGCUGGAGCGAGACAGCACAGGCCCAUGUCCAAAACCCUCUGACCUCAGCCAUGAAGCUUAUUGGAUGAUCUGAAGACUUCAUCCAUUUGGACUAGCCUACUUUGCAGGCUUGUGAGGACAAAACGAGAGGAGAGACGUAACCCUGGAAGAUGCCUUGCCUUGGAGGAUAGGAGAUGCCUUGGAGGAUAGGUGUAAAUAUCCAGUUUAGCCCAGAAAGAUUGGCCUCCACACAUCUUUUGCCAGCAAUCCUGUUUGAACGCCAUGCUCAGGCUCCUUAAGUUUCUGUUGUAAACACAAAGCUCAGGGGUUUUAUACAUGUCAAUAUAAAUGUGGGAUCUUGCAGUUCAGAAUUGUUUGAGAGAGAAAAGGUUUAAAGAAAGCCAACGGGUGGAAAGCGAGCGAGGUCCCAACUGAAGAAUGGCAAUUUGACAGAAUAGACACGACUUGCAGACUUAACAUAUAGAAUAAGAGAACACAAAGAAAAUACGUUUAAAGAAGACUGGAAAACGUUUAUUGAAUAUGUGGGAAAUGUGUUGGCAGCUGAAAACGCUGGCAGCAUUAAGAUAAAUUCAACAGCGUAAACAAGUUUUGAUGGAUGCAAUAAUGGCAUAGUGUUUGUAAAACACGCUGGGAUUUAUGAUAUGUUAAAAUGAACCAUGGAAAGGGAAGAAGGGAAGCCAUCGAUAUUUUAAGGAUGUCAAAUGAGUAUUUUAAACUGUAAAACAGAAAAAUAAAAUUAUAUACAAGAAAAUAAAGGAACCCAACGGAUGUGACCCAAGUCCACACCAGAGGAACCGACGCGUGAGCGCGGAGUUGAGGCAGUUCAUCCGUGUAGAAAACACGCAGAGGCGUUUAAACUCCAUUCGGACGUUGGGCGCGGAAGCGAGCCCCACAGCAUUCAAUGGGUUUCAUAUUUAUUGAAUUUAUAUACAGUACCUCCUUAUACCCCGGAAGUCUCAGGGCGGUUCACGGAGGCAAGGAGCACUUAGGGGUUGCAGACUGAGUUACGCAGAGGCUGUUUUUGAGCACCGGGUGGGCUCUGAGGAACUGGAGGGGGCGGGAAAGGGACGCGCGCCUCACGGGCCGCGGAGAAGCCAACUUGGCCAGGGCCGGCGGCGGCGGCGGUUCUUCUGGGUCGAUGCUGAGCGGCGAGGGGCCACCCGGUGGGCCGCUUCUCUCCCUGCCCGCCCGGGCGAAGGGAGGCUAGAGCGCCGGGCGGGCGGCCCCGCCCCUGGCCGAACCAGCGCCCGCGGGGCUCCGCUGCCGAAGGGCUGCCGUUGCCGCCGCCGCCGCGAUGGCCGGCGCGAGAAUUAGCGGCACGCUGCUGCCCGAGCCGAGGCUGGAGGAGCCUUGCGACGAACAGGUGAGUCCAGAAAGUUCCCUUCUUCCACACGGAGCGGCUGCCUGCGCUCUCGUCCGCCCCUCGGGGAAAAAAACACCACGUCGAGGCAGGGAACACCGCGAAGUCUCACCAUCAAGUGCUUUUACUUAAUUUAACCCGGGGGCAAGACUUGUUUUUGUUUAAUCCGUAAACCGCCUGGAGUCCCGUCAGCGAGAAAGGCGGGCAUAACAAUAGUAAUAGUAAUUCCCCGCAUCUCUUUCUUCACAAAAAUGUAGCUCCAUGUGUCAUUCUGAAGAUCACGACCUCAAGCUUAAAUUAAGACAGAAGAAGUAAUUGACUUUUUGUUGGGUAUUCAUAAUGCUCUGAACCGCUCUGACAUCUACCUACGAAGGUUAAUAAUAAUAAUAAUAAUAAUAAAUUCCCACAUCUCUUUCUUCACAAAAAUGUAGCUUCAUGUGUCAUUCUGAAGAUCAUGACCUCAAGCUUAAAUUAAGCCAGAAGAAGCAAUUGACUUUUUGGUUGGGUAUUCAUAAUGCUCUGAACUGCUCUGACAUCUAGGGAUGAAGAUUAAUAAUAAUAACAAUUUUAAAAAAAAAUCCCACAUCUCUUUCUUCACAAAAACGUAGCUUCAUAUGUCAUUCUGAAGAUCUCAACUGCAAGUUUAAAUUAAGCCAGCAGAAGUAAUUGACUUUCUUGCUGGAUAUUCAAAAUGCUCUGAACCACUCUGACAUCUAUGGAUAAAGGGUAAUAAUAAUAAUAAUAAUAUAGUUUUUCUUCUCACUCAAAACGUGUAAGGAAAGAGCAGGAGUGGGGAAGCCUUUUUUUACCAUCAAUGUGAACCAACUGAUUUAUGAAGUGGUAGCUAACCUAUUGUGAAGGCUGCGUAAGGUUUUUCUGAGUAUAGAGAGAAGUUUUAAGAAUAAGAAUGAACAAAACAAAAAGAUCACACGGCGUGAAACUCCAGUUGAAUUUAAAAUACUGCAUUCUGUAAAUUAAAUUAAUUGCAAAAUAUUAUAGAUAGAUGCCUGUUUUAAAAAUGUAAACCUUAUUUGAUUUCUUGGUUUAACAUUGCAAUACAAACAAUAUGCAUCUACAGAAUUGCCCAUUCUUCUGUGAUAAACCAUCACAUACCCAUAAUCCAAACCCCUGCAAACUUAGAGAAAAGUAAAGGUGAAGAAGAAGAAAAAGAAGAAGAAUGUGGGGCAAGGAGAGCGAGUGGCUUUUAAAUGUCUUGCUUUCAUUCAAUGAGUAGGUUAGAGAAUGUGAAGAAAAAGUCUUGCAGUACAAAACCUGCACUUUCCUUACAAUGCGAUCCUGUACAUUUUACUCAGAAUAAGCCUCACUGAGUUUAUUGGGACAGAUAAAUGUGCAUCAGACUGCAGCCUAAAAUAUGCUCUGGUUACUUCCAAAUGAAGCGAAUAUUGAGCAAACAACUUAAUAUAAAAAGCAUCACUCCUUGCAAAAUGUACAAUUUUUUCAAAAGAUAUUGUAUUCAAUUGUUUUCUUGCAAAAAAAAAUAUUUAUUUGUUUAUUUAUUAACUUUACCCCACCUUUUAAUUCAAAAUAAUCCUUAAAGCAAAUUACAGUUGUACCUUGGUUCUCGAACAGAAUGCGUUCUGGGAGUCCAUUUGACUUCCGGAACUGUUCGAAAACCAAGGCACGGCUUCCAAUUGGCUGCAGAAACAUUCAGCAGCCAAUUGGAAGCCACGGAAGCCAGAAAACCAGAACACUCACUUCUGGGUUUCGAUCGUGCGGGAGCCGAUUUGUUCGGGAGCCAAGGCAUUUGAAAUCCAAGGUACAACAGUAAAACAAACUCAGAUACAAUUAUUUCUCCUCCCCCGACAACAUUCCUCUUGGCUAGUAUGUUUUCUCCACACCACCAAUGGUCCUUCCCACUGUGUCCUGUUGCCUAUUACUCCCUCCUGUUUUCACUGUUCAGAGACGGAAGGAGCUGGAUACAGCAGGUGUGCUUCAAUAUUUAUUUAGCAGCACUGAAUGCUAGGUCUAGUACCUGGAAAAGCGUUGUCCCUGAAAUAGUACAAUUCUAGGAGUGUUGUGUGCAAUGCAGUAUUACUGAAUGCAUCAAGAGCAUCAUGUGAUACUGAGGACAUUCCUAGUUGUUUCCCAAUUUAUUUCUUAUCAAUAAAAAAACUGCAAGCAAAUUUUUAUUCUAAAAGGGUGGCCCAGAGAAAAAAGUUUGAGAACCACUUAGUUAAUCCAUCAAUAAGCCAGUUUGUUCCUUAGAACAAUGAAAUAGAUAAAUAAAGACGAGGAAGGAAUGGAACACUGGAAAUUCUGUGGAUUCCAACAAGUACUGUACAUGCAAAGAGAAUGGAAAAUGUUUGGAUUUUAGAAGGCUGGAAAGCAUGAAACCGACUAAUGCUCACAAGAUAAUUUCAGAGAGUUUGUCAAAAUUUCCAGUGCUCAUUCUCAUUGAUUAGGCCAGCCUGUAGCUUUAUCUCUGAGUCCCAUGUUUUGUAGUUCUUUUUCAUUCUUUUCAAACUCCUGCUGGUUCAAUCCUGGUCCUUUCUGAUAAUGAAACAGCAACAACAUGGGACUGGCAGUUUUUGAAAUCAGUAGCUCAAAAUAACCCCGUCUCUGUAUAGUUCCUUGUUAACAAUGUUUCAAAAAUACACAAACUAAAUAUAUGCAUUAGGGUUUGCAAUUGCCACUAUUUUCAUUAUUAUUUUUUAAAAAACCCUGUUUGAAAACAGUGCUGCUUCUGUUCAGCAAGGGGUGGCACAGAAACGGGUGUGACGAGAUUAGUGACAGUAGGAGAGUCUGGUCUGGCAAAUUUAUUUUAAACAUUUUCUUUACAAACAAAAAAGGGCAGACAAAUUCCUUCUUAUGGCUAGGAGCUGCAGUGCACAGUUGAUCGCCAUGGCAACCAUAUUUGUGGGCUCCUGAUUAAAAGUGAUUCAGACCUAUUGUUUCUCUGUCAAUUAUUUUUUAGGUGAGCAGAUACAUUCUGUUGAGAGAGAGAGAGCAAGCAAGCGGUUGGAAUCUAUUCAUAACUUUUUGAAAUUUGAUCGCCACUCUUUCUGUACUUGAUCUUGGCCUGUCUUCUCACCUUUUCAGCUCAGCAAUGAAGACAAGCUUUCGGUGUGCAGCAAAUUGUGCUAUGGCAUUGGAGGUGCUCCAAACCAGGCUGCUAGCAGUGCCACCUCUUUCUUUCUGCAAAUCUUUCUCUUAGAUAUAGCAAUGGUAAGUAGUUUUGUAAGCUCCAGGCACAAGUUAGAGAAUGUCAUCCUUGCCGGUGUCAUGUGUGUCAACUUGGUAUUCACGAGAGGUCUGGAGGAUGGCAACACAAGUAGAGGCCUUUUCUGCAGUGACUCCCCAUUUGCAGAAUGUUCUCCCUAGGGAGGUUAGGCUGGUGCCUUCAUUGUACAUUUUUUGCACCCGGUAAAAAUGUUCCUCUUUAACCAGACCUUUGGCUGAUUGACAUCCGAUACCCUUUUAAAAUGUGUUGCGGGGGAUUAUUGGAUUGUUGUGGUGGUGGUUUUAAUUUUUAUUAUGUACUUUGUGUUUUUAUAUAGUGAUUUUAUCUUGUGAACCACCCUGAUAACUGCGAGUAUAGGGUGGUAUUAAAAAUAAAAUAAAAUAAAAAUUAAUAAUAUUGAGAUAAUUGAGCUUGUAAACAUCUCUCUUUGCUCUUACACAUCUCCAGUUAGGAGGAUUUGUGGAAGCACUUGCUGAACUCAUUAGGAGUAAAAAGACUUACUAAUGAGUGGGAGCCACCAAAGAAUUGUUGAACGGGAGGAACCAGCCUGUCUCCCUCUCUUCCACCCCCUGAACAGUCGCAGGAUGCCAUUUCUCUUCAGCCCAAACCAAACCUCCGGUAAUCUGUUUAGGGCUUUGGGUUGGUUCAGCAUGCUCAGCUGGCAUGGAUCCCCCAAGCCAUGUCUCCUGAGUGCAGUUGCACAAAUAUGUCUCGCAGCUUGUAUAUGGAAUUGGAUAAUUCACGUACCUGUGUGCAGUUUUGUGGAUUUUUGUUUAACCCUUUCUAUGGACCACUGCUCACCUAACAGCCACGUGGUGAAGGUUCAUUUAAGAUGUAAAGUUUAAAAUGUAAAGUUCCAAUCAUUUGAAGUUGCGGCUGUCUCCACAGGAGAGCGUGAUUCUACCCCCCAAUGCCAUUUCAGACCUUUGGACAAAUUUGUGAUUAAACGGUCAAAUGAGUGAUUGACAUGUAAACUGCAGUAUAUUCCUGGUUUUUCCCCCAGUUGCAUGAGCCACAUGAUUACUGCAUAUACAGUCAUACCUCUGGUUAUGAACAUGAUCCAUGCGGGAGGCACGUUCACAACCUGCAGCGUUCGCAACCCGCAGCACCGCAUCUGCGCACGCGCAUGAUGCAAUUUGGUGCGAGCACCAAAACCCAGAAGUAACCCGUUCUGGUACUUCCAGGUUCGGUGUGGUCCACAAACCAAAAAUGUGCAACCCGCAGCGUUCGUAACCCGAGGUAUGAUGCAGAUGCAGCCAGAAUUCAGCCUUAUAGGAACACCCCUUGCACUGCUGUGAAAAUGUUUGCAUCAGCCCUCAAAUGCUGUGUAGUAGUAAUUCUUAACAGUGCUAUUAUAAUAGAUUAGACUAUCCUUUGAAGACCACCGUAAUUGCAUACAUUAUGUAGAAAACUUCCUGAAAGUCUUCUGGGUUGUGACACAAUUUCUUUGAAGUGAAGCUGUACAUUGGGGGUGGAGAAGAACUUUGAGUUGUAACUUCUUGCCUGACAGAAUUUCAGUGACAGAACAUUCAUGACUCUAUCACUGCCCAGUCACUAGCUAGUAAUGCUUAAAAGUAUUUGUCAUUGUUUGUUCUGGAAAGGCCUAAAUUUACCUCUUUAUUUUGGGUGCCAUUUCACAGACCACCUGAAAGCUGUCCAUGGAGCACAGUUUAUGGAUCACUGUGCUAUUUUGUUCAUUAUCAGCAUAGUGCUAGCUUGCUAUUCCGCACUCAUGAUGGAGAGUCAUCUAUUUGAUGCCUUCAGUAGCAACCAGCAUGUGGUGUUGUGUCCAUGUUUAUUUAAUCUUCUAUCUCACUUUUCUUAAAAUAUAAUCAAGCUUCCAUACAACUAGAAUGAUGCCAAAAUAUACAGUAAAACCAACUAGCAGUAGCACAAAUGAAACCUCUAGCAACAAAAUACAGGGAUAGAAUUCUUCCCUCAUUUUAUAUAAUGCAUUGAAGUACAUUUUUGGAGAGUUAUUUUGUGCUCUCUGAUUCUUGUAAUGGUUAUGCCUUUCUUAAGGUAGGUGUCCUUUUUUGUUUUUCAGAUUACUCCAUUUCAUACUUCUUUGAUGCUUUUUAUUGGCAAAACAUGGGGGGCAGCAGCAGACCCUGUUGCCAGCUAUCUUAUUAAUAAAAGCAAACGGACCAAAAUUGGCCUACUUAUGCCUUGGUAAGCUGAUUUUUGCUGAUUGCUUAUAAUAACAUAUUUUCCUUUGUAUUCUACAUGCAUGCCCGAUCCCUAAGACGGUUGAUUUUUAUGAACAUGUUAUUGUAAAGCCUAUCCAUUUUCCACAUUUGCAAAAGGAAAAGUACACCGCAUAGCAGCAAUUGGUGGCCAGGUACUUGCCAUCCUUGCUGAAGUUUGGCAUUUGUCUACCUUUUACGCUGGCUAUGCUCAUUCUUAUGAGCCUCUUGCAGAACAAACUAACUCUUGCACAUCUCUUUUUGCCCCUGGGGAAACUGUAUUAGUUCCAGGUUCUUUUUUAAACAAGCUUGUGCAGACAGAAAGAGGUGCUAGCUUAAAACAAAACUAUCCAGUUGUGGCCAAUGGAAAGGGAAGGAAAAAAUAAAAAAUGUUUUCUUUCUACAUUUCAGACUGAGAAUAAGUUAGAAAAUGGACUUGUAGAUUAAACUCAAAAACCUCCACAUUUGCCUUGCAUAGAGCAAAGCAUAUAUGGCCAAGAGACCCUUUGUGGGUAAGGGUGAUGGCUUGCCAAAAUAGAUGUGUCCAGUGAGUUUAUCUCUGCUUAGACAAAUUCACCAGAGCCAAGAGCAUGUUAAAUAUAUGAGGCCCUGACAGGAAACAGAUGCUGCAACAUUGAUACUCUUCUAGCUUACUCAAGGUUUGGAAUGGGAUAAGGGGGGGAAUUUCUUCCUUUCCUGGUAAACUACCUUCACAUUUGUAGGAAGCUUUUCUAGUGCUGGAUAAAAUCAAAUUGUAUUAAAUAUUAUAUUAAAUUGUAUUAAAACCAUGGCUUUAACUAUACGGACCUUUGUUGGCAAGGUGAUGUCUCUGCUUUUUAAGAUGCUGUCUAGGUUUGUCAUUGCUUUUCUCCCAAGAAGCAGGCGUCUUUUAAUUUUGUGACUGCUGUCACCAUCUGCAGUGAUCAUGGAGCCCAAGAAAGUAAAAUCUCUCACUGUCUCCAUUUCUUCCCCUUCUAUUUGACAGGAGGUGAUGGGCCCAGUGGCCAUGAUCUUCGUUUUUUUGAUGUUGAGCUUCAGACCAUAUUUUGCACUCUCCUCUUUCACCCUCAUUAAAAGGUUCUUUAAUUCCUCCUCACUUUCUGCCAUCAAGGUUGUGUCACCUGCAUAUCUGAGGUAGUUGAUAUUUCUUCUGGAAAUCUUAAUUCCGGCUUGGAAUUCAUCCAGCCCAGACUUUCGCAUGAUGAAUUCUGCAUAUAAGUUAAAUAAGCGAGGAGACAAUAUACAGCCUUGUCGUACUCCUUUCCUAAUUUUGAACCAAUCAGUUGUUCCAUAUCCAGUUCUAACUGUAGCUUCUUGUCCCACAUAGAGAUUUCUCAGGAGACAGAUGAGGUGAUCAGGCACUCCCAUUUCUUUAAGAAUUUGCCAUAGUUUGCUGUGGUCGACACAGUCAAAGGCUUUUGCAUAAUCAAUGAAGCAGAAGUAGAUGUCUUUCUGGAAGCGGUCUAGACUGGUUGAAUCUGGUCCAAACCGGUUGGAACCUGUUGAAGCUGGUUUGAACAGCUCCAAGCUGGUUGGAACUGGUCCAGACUGGUUUGAACCAGUCCAGACCGGUCUAGACCGGUUGGAACCGGCCCAAGCUGGUUGGAACGGGUCUAGACCCGUUGAAUCUGGUCUAGACCGGUUGGAACUGGUCCAAGCUGGUUGGAACCUCUCUAGACCGGUUGGAACCGGUUCAGACCAGUUUGAACCAGUCCAAGCUGGUUGGAACCUGUCCACCCCGGUUUGAACCGGUUUCAACCAGUUGAAGCCAGUUUCAGCUGGACUAGACCGGUUUAAACUGGUUGAAGCUGGUUUCAGCUGGACUAAAUCGGAUGGAACCGAUCCAAGCUGGUUAGAACCGGUCUAGACUGGUUGGAACUGGUUCAAACCGGUUCAGACUGGUUGGAACCUGUCCAAGCUGGUUUGAACCGGUCCAAGCUGUUUGGAGCCGGUCUAAACGGGUUGCAACUGGUUGAGACCGGUUGGGACUGGUUGAAUCUGGUCCAAACCAGUCUGGACCAGUUGAAGCAGGUUGGAACCGGUAUAGUCCUGUUGGAACCGGUCCAAGCUGGUUGGACCAGGUCUAGACUGGUUGGAAUCGGUCUUAACCGGUUUGAACAUGUUAAAGCCUGUUGGAACCGGGCCAAGCUUCGUGGAACCAGUCUAGACCGGUUGGAACCGGUUUGAAUCGGUUGAAGCCGGUUUGAACCGGUCCAGACCGGUUUAAACUGAUUGAAGCCAGUUUCAGCCAGACUAGACCAGUUGGAACCGGUCCAGGCUGGUUGGAACUGGUCUAGACUAGUUGGAACCGGUUCAGACCGGUUUGAACUGGUUGAAGCCGGUUGGAACCGGUCCAGACAGGUUUAAACUGGUUGAAGCCAGUUUCAGCCGGACUAGACUGGUUGGAACCGGUCCAAGCUGGUUAGAACCGGUCUAGACUGGUUGGAACUGGUUCAGACUGGUUUGAAUCGGUCCAAGCUCUUUGGAACCGGUCUAGACUGGUUAGAACCGGUUCAGACCGGUUAGGACGGGUUGAAUCUGGUCCAAACCAGUCUGGACCAGUUGAAGCCGGUUUGAACCUGUCCAAGCAGGUUGGAACCAGUGUAGUCCAGUUGAAACCGGGCCAAGCUGGUUGAAACGGGUCUAGACCGGUUUGAACCGGUCCAGAUCGGUUUAAACUGGUUGAAGCCGGUUUCAGCCGGACUAGACCAGUUGGAACCGGUCUAGACCAGUUGGAACCGCUCUAGACCAGUUGGAAUUGGUUCAGACCGGUUUGAACCGGUUGAAGCCGGUUUGAACCGGUCUAGACCGGUUCCAACUGGUCCAGACCAGUUUGAACCGGUUGAAGCUGGUUUCAGCCAGUCUAGACCGGUUGGAACCGGUCCAAGCUGGUUGAAACCGGUCUAGACCGGUUAAAUCUGGUGCAAACCAGCCGCAACCGCUUGAAGCCGGUUUGAACCUGUCCAAGCCGGUUGGAACCGGUUGAAGCCGGUUUGAACCGGUCCAAGCUGGUUCGAACCAGUCUAGACCAGUUUGAUCUGGUUGAAGUCAGUUUGAACCAGUCAAAGCUGGUUGGAACUGGUUCAGACUGGUAGGAACAAGUCCAAGCCAGUUUCAGCCGGACUAGACCGGUUGAACCGGUCCAAGCUGGUUGGAACCAGUCUGCACGUUGGACAGUUGAGAACCGGGUUGAACCGACCAGUUUGAUCUGGUUGAAGUCAGUUUGAACCAGUCAAAGCUGGUUGGAACUGGUUCAGACUGGUAGGAACAAGUCCAAGCCAGUUUCAGCCGGACUAGACCGGUUGGAACCGGUCCAAGCUGGUUGGAACCAGUCUACACCGGUUGGAACCGGUUCAGACCGGUUUGAACCGGUUGAAGCUGGUUUGAACCGGUCUAGACCGGUUGGAACGGGUCCAAGCUGGUUGUGACCUUUCUAGACCAGGUGGAACUUACCCAGACCGGUUUGAGCCGGUUGAAGCCAGUUUGAACUGGUCCAAGCUGGUUGGAACAGGUCUAGACUGGUUGGAACCGGUCUUAACUGGUUUGAACCUGUUAAAGCCUGUUUGAACCAGUCUAGACUGGUUGGAACCGGUUGAAGCUGGUUUAAACUGGUCCAGACCGGUUUAAACUGGUUGAAGCCAUUUUCAGCCAGACUAGACCCGUUGGAACCGGUCCAGACCGGUUUGAACCAAUUGAAGCCUAUUUGAACCGGUCUAGACCUGUUGGAACCGGUUCAGACCUGUUUGAACCAGUUGAAGCCGGUUUCAGCCAGUCUAGACCGGUUGGAACUGGUCCAAGCUGGUUGGAACCGGUCUAGAUCGGUUGGAACCGGUUGAAGCUGGUUUCAUCUAGCCUCGAUCCGUUGGAACCGGUCCAUGCUGGUUGUAAUCUUUCUAGACCAGGUGGAACUUGCGCAGACCGGUUGGAACCGGUUGAAGCCCGUUUCAGCCAGUCCAGACCGGUUUAAACUGGUUGAAGCCAGUUUCAGCCGGACUAGACCCGUUGGAACCGGUCCAAGCUGGUUGGAACCUCUCUAGAUCAGUUUGAACCGGUUGAAGCCGAUUUGAACCGGUCUAGACCUGUUGGAACUGGUUCAGACCGGUUUGAACCGGUUGAAGCUGGUUUGAACCAGUCUAGACCAGUUGGAACCGGUCCAGACCGGUUUGAACUGGUUGAAGCCGGUUUCAGCCAAUAUUUACCAGUUGGAACCAGUCCAAGCUGGUUGGGACCGGUCUAGACCGGUUAAAUCUGGUGCAAACCAGUCGCAGCCGGUUGAAGCUGGUUUGAACCUGUCCAAGCAGGUUGGAACCAGUUUGAACCGGUUGAAGCCAGUUUGAACUGGUCCAAGCUGGUUGGAACCGGUCUAGACCGGUUGGAACCGGUUGAAGCCGGAUGAAGCUGGUUUCAGCCAGUCUAGAUCCGUUGGAACCGGUCCAUGCUGAUUGUAACCUUUCUAGACCAGGUGGAACUUGCCCAGACCAGUUUGAACUGGUUGAAGCCUGUUUGAACUGGUCCAAGCUGGGUGGAACCGGUCUAGACCGGUUGGAACCGGUUGAAGUCAGUUUGAACCGGUCUAGACCAGUUGGAACCAGUCCAGACCGGUUUAAACUGGUUGACGCCAGUUUCAGCCGGACUAGAACGGUUGGAACCGGUUCAGACCGGUUUGAACAGGUUGAAGCCGGUUUGAACCGGUCUAGACCAGUUGGAACCGGUUCAGACCGGUUUGAACCGGUUGAAGCCGGUUUCAGCCAGUCUAUAAUUUAGCUGAGCUAAACAGAGCCAUCAUUAAAUUUAGCUCUUUGUAGCCUAUAUUACAGUAUGCUUUCGUAUGGUGUGUGUGUCGUUGUAUACACCUUUGUGCAAUAAAAUCAUCUGAAAGUGGCAGCUACUAUCCAUGUUGACUGUACACAGGUGGGCAUCUUUCCAAACUAGCAUAUGACAAUGGUGUUCUCUAUCCCCCUUCCUUCAAUUAUAGUUUCCAUUGACUUUUUAAAAAUAUGUGUAUUUUUCACAGUCUUUUGAAAGCCUGGAAGCCGGUAUGAUGAUAUGCCGAGGAUAUGUAUACAGUGGUACCUCCGGUUACGAACUUAAUUUGUUCCGGAGGUCCAUUCUUGAGCUGAAACCGUUCUUAACAUGAGACGCGCUUUCGCUAAUGGCUCCUCCUGCUGCCAGCGCACCACUGGUGCGCGACUUCUGCUUGCAUCCCGGGGCAAAGUUUGCAACCGGGAGCAUCUACCAAAGUGUUCGCGAGGAGGACAGUACGUAACACGAGGUUCCAUUGUAUCGAUAUACAGAAGCGACUAAGUUACUAUACCGCUUCCAAUUUUGCCUGUUUCAUUCAUGGAGAAGUUGAACACGGGAAUGAUGCAAGGCUGCACAUGUCUGCACCAAGCACUUGAGAAGUGCAUUCUCAACACAGAGUGGAUUAUAGCUCUUCUAGCAGAUUGCACUCUAGAUUGACAAAUAGUGUGGGGCAGGGACGAAAUGGGGAUGGCAUUGUGUGCGUAGCAUCCCCAAAUGUCACUACCAUCUAGCGCUGAAUGCACAUUACCCUGCAGCAUGUAUGCGCCCUGAGUUUAACUUCUCAUACAUGCAACUGGUGGGAAAUCAGGGAGAAGGGUUCUGUCUUAGCAUUCCCAGAUGUGCUAGGUUUCUAUGUGCAAAUUUUCUUUACAUACGAAGUUGCAACAACAAUCUGGGGAAUACAGCCCAGAAAGAUCUGUACCAUGUGCUAAGUUCUGCACUUGCAUUUCAGGUAUGUGAAAUAACAAACUGAGAGAGAGGCAAGAAAAGCAUGUUCUCAUUCUUCCCUUCCCACUAUUAGCUCUGUUGUAACUGCAACCUAAAUUCAAGGUGCUGUUUUGAACUUUUAGAGCCCUAGAUGGCUUGGAACCUGGUAUUUAAGGAACACCAUCUUAGAUAUCUUCCUCCCUGUACUUUCCACUUAGUCUCUGAGGCCUUGUUCCAGAUGCUACUGCCAAAUAAGGUACAGUGGGUAGCUGGUGGCACCCACUCUGACAGGGGUGCCAACUUGAAUAAAAUAUUGUAGGGUCCCAGGUAAGCCCCAGUCCACAUAACUGAUCACAUGACAUGGUGUACACACACCAUUUGAAUGGCAACGUUCAUCCCCCUCAAAUAUUUUAUUCUGGGGACCGAAGCCCCCACAGCUCCUAGGAGUCUGGUUCCUAUGCAGUCUACAGAAUGCUCUAAGGAGACUUGCCAGGCUCCAACAGUUUAUUUUUUCAGUGGACAAAGCAUGGCUUUUCUUUAGGCUGUAAAUUUCCUUAGACUUACAUCCAGAUAAAGACCUAUAUCUGUUUACUCAUAGACAAGCCCCAUUGAGUUCAAUGGGACUUACUCCUGUUUAGGAUUGCAACUUUAAUUUAGUACUGCUGUUUGCAUGAUCAGUGUUGAUUUGGUAUUGGUAGGUUGUUGUUGUUGUUCCAUAAUCUUAUAUUGGAUUAUUUGUUUUAUAUGUUGUUUGUUUUAAAUCAUCAGAUAAAUGUUGCAUCUUAUUCCUAAAUAUAACUUGCAUCCAAAUAGCUAGUGGUAUUUUUCUAUGUGCCCACCUGAGAGGUGCUGGAACUGAGUUCCAGCGAGUUCCAGCUGGGAAAAAAAGCUCUGCAAAAAUAGCACAAGAAAUGUGACCAAAGCAAGGAAGUUCAGUCAAUGCCUUGUAAAAUGAGUGUGGCAUGAGUGUGAGCCCUCAGCAGAUGCCACUCAUGCUGAUCCUUGAUGCUGGCCCUUGUCUUAAGGUAUUUAACCUGGGCAGACUGGCUCUUCUACUGGAAAUGAGAAUUGAGCAUCCCACAAAGUUCUGGCCUUUUUACACCUGACCUGGGAGGGCAGGGCCUGAGGCAGCUGAGGUGUUGUUGGGGAGGGAGUUGUUGCUCUUGUUGCUGCUUUUUUUUGGUAUCUUUUGCUGUGAUUUAUGUGGAAAUUGUUCAGUUUGGUUUUGUAUUUUGUAUUUUUGUAUUUACUAUUGAUGGCUACUUUUGUCACGUUGUAGUUAUGUAUUUUUUCAUGAUGUAAGCUGCCGUGAGCAUGGCUUGAACUGUGGAAAUUAUGUAUUUCUGUAAAAUACAUGGCCUUCCCUCUGAAUUGCUGGGCUGGCAAAUCUAGAAUGGAAUACAGUAAUGCUGUGUUGUCACACUUCGUUGUAGUGGAUUAAUGAUCCACCCUGACCUAACCUCAGUGCCCUGCUCCACAUCAUGGCUGCUUUCCUUGCAGUCCAUCAUGCCAGCCUCUAACAAUGCCUUUGUAUCCCUUACAACAGAAUGGAAGAGCUAUUAUACUGAAUUAGUGCAUUCCACCUCUUUCCUCCCCCUCGCCAAUCCCCUGCUGCAAAUCAUCAGCUGACAUACCCAGUCCCAUUCAUGUAAUGUAUAAGAAAAUACUGUGCAGAUAGCACUCUUCUGAAAGGAUUAAUCUGUGUUGUCUGUUCGUUUCAGGGUUUUGUUAAUAGUGUCGGUGGUUAUCUAAUUACAUUGUGUAGCGGCUGCUUUACAAGUACACUGGAGAAUUCUGCUGUAGUUAGAGGUCACACUCUGCAGAAUUAAUUGCAUCUGCCCAUCACUUGCACAUAACAAAGCUAGAAUAUACUAGAUUCUGUCUCCCAGCUUUACACAAGCCUUGAAUGACAUGCAGCUUAUCAGCCCUGAGUGUCACUUUACCGGUUGCCUUUAGAACCAUGUUUACUAUUGAAGGGCUGGUCUGUGUUUCCUCGGAGUCAUUGCCAUUUAAAUAAAUGACAGCUGAAUCGCUUCCAGCAUCGUAAAACACAGGGAUGACUAAAGAGGGACCGUAUUUAGGGGACAGUGAUAGAGAGGCUUUCGUCUCUUAUACGGCUGUUCGUCUACAUUAAUAGAUAAUAGAGCAAUAGUGAGCCCUUCCUGUGUCUUAAGCAGAGUGAGGUAGUAGUAGUAAAAAUAAUCAUAUUGUUUAUUAAGCCACUAAAUUUUUUAGAUGCUAUAUAAAAUAUAUGUAAAGAAAUAAUAAUAACCGUGCCCAUAGAGAAUAUUAAAAAAAUUAGACAAGUGAGAUGGUGCAGACAAUACAGUAUUGAAUUUGAACCGGACAGAUUUUAUCCCCUUUUUAGUUUUGCUUUUUAACAAUCAAAAUGGUUCAUAGAUAUGUUUGGCAUUCACCGUAUUGUUUUUAUUCCAGGUUACUGGGUACUACACCUUUCCUUAUUGUGUCCUACUUCUUCCUGUGGUACUGCCCAAGCGUUAUAGAAGCAAAAGAUGUAUGGUAUAUGGCUUUCUUCUGCCUUUUCCAGGCAUUGAGUACAGUAAGUUGAUCAAUACUGACACCCUUUUCCUCUGCAAUUAGAUGCUUCUGGACAUCGCAUCCGUCGGAUCACAAUUAUUUCUAAUAUAGAACGAGACAACUAUUUGGUCAUAUACGCUAGGCAGUGAGGAACUGCACCUCUGCAGUGUAACUUGAUUAAUUUAGAAAGUACAGAGGGAUUUCAGCAGGCCAGUUAAUGAAAGCUGCUGUACAUCAUAUUUUAAUGUAGAACUGCUACCACAUCGCAAAGGCUUUUUUGCAUAUCUUGGAAAGAUACAAACAGUACUCUAGAUCCUAUUGCAUCAGUGAGACAACAUUCGUGAAAUAAUAUGCCACAAAGACAAAGAAAUAUUUGCUGGGAGCCACCAGUGAUUGUUUGGCUUUCUUGGUUAACAUAUAAGCAUAUAUGCCUGAGGUUCAGUACAGCUGUUAAAUUCUGUUAAAUUCUCAUGCCUUUAUACUGUAACAAUGGGCUUUUAGAAGUAAGAGAUGAGUUUGUGUUUCUUUAUUCAUAUGAGAUAUUUACUCAGUUGCCUUGCUAUAAAUCUGUUUGGAAAUAGGUCAACAAACAACAAUGCCCUCCAUUAGAGUGACUUUUUGUUGUUCUUUUAGGAUGAAGUUGCACUCCACCCUCGCGAAAUGCUAUUCAUCGCACAGUACAAAUAUGCCUCACAGCUUAUUAUACUUUCUGUACCCAUAUUUGUGCUCAGUUGUACUCAUUUCCUUAAUGCCUCCAUAGAACCUAUUCAGGCUUUGGAAACGUUGUACUUUCACAAGGGGGUGCCACAGCCUGACUGCUAUCUAAGAGGACUCUGGGAUAUUGCUCUGGGCCUUUUAAUCUCAGUAGUUAACACUUCUGCCAAUCCUGAAGCUUCCUUCUUUGAUCCCUUCGUGGGGGGCGGGGGAAUCUGCUGGAACAGAAAAGUCAUCCGGGGUAAAAUAUUCAUCUUUACAAAAAAGAAUUAAGAAGAAGAAGCUUCCUCAUACCCUUUUGCCAGGCAAUGCGUGGGCAUUUUCGGAUAUAUACCAACAGCACCCCUGUAUUUAUCUCAUCAUUUUUGUGCAUGCUUGAUCGGGAUAGAAAGGGGAAGGCCAAUUUUUAAUUUGAAUGGGUACUUAGUUCUAGCUAGUGCAGGUUUUCUAUUAGCAUUAUAGACAUAAGAAAUGCAGAACAUUCUUCUAGUUCAUAUUUGAAAAUGCCCUUAAUUUUUCUGAACAGUAAUGUUGUCGUUUUUUUACCAUAAAUGCUUGCUUCAAAUAUUAAAAGUUUUAAAUCAAGGAUGAGCAGUGGAGCUUUCCUGGUAGGUUAUAUCCUGUGAUUGGGAGACCUCUGUCAACAGACCUGGGAUCUGUGCCUCCUGCAGAGCAGCAUUUCAGGAAAUUCUAGAGCAGGGGUAGCUAACCCAUUUUUGGUCUAAGGGCUGCAUUCACCUUUUGCCAACUCCUCUUUUUUGCAAGGGGGGGGGAUAUAUGCUUUUGAAGCGUGUGGCCAACCCAUACUCUGCCACACAAAGCAUCAGCUGAGCCAUGCAGAACAGCUGGGGGGGGUAUCUUUCUGUCCCCACUUACAAAAUGAUUCCCUUGAUGACCAGGGUGGGGGUGAUCUACCUCCCCGUCAGUGCACUUGACUGUGCACAGUGCGCUGUGUCUAUUUAUUUACCUUGCCACUGUUGGUUGGGAAAGGAAAAGAUAGGUAUAAAAAGGAGAAUUCCUGGAUGUCCAGACCCAGGUUUGGGGCAAGUACUCUUUGGUGAGAGUACUCUUUGGUGUGAUUUAAAAUCACAAAACAUGCAGCAAGGUAAAGCACAGAAAUACAGGUCAUUAUACCUUUAAAAUAUGCCCUUCUCAGUUCCUUCCAAAUUUUCCCACUUCCCUUAGAAUAGAAAAAUACCAUCCGUUGGUAAGUUAAUAUGGUUUACUUACAAACUCUUCAAAGGUCAGAAUCAUGUGCUUUUCCAUAGAGCAUUCAGAAAACACAGGCAGUAAAGACUUAGGUUAGUUCCAAAGUGGUGGAAGUUCCUAAAUAAUUUGUAUAGAUACACAAAGAUGGCUUUGUAGGAACCAAGCUCAGACCUCUUUACACAACAGAGUUCGCAUGGUAAACUGAGGGAACAAUAGACUAGACUUCCUUUCUGCCAAAGUAGGGUGUAUGUGUCCUAGCUAAGCCUGGCAGGACAGCUUAUUCUGGCACUAACCCUUUCGUGCAUUAAUUACACUUAAGAAUUUUGGUUAUAUGAGGCUGAUUAUCCAACAGCCACAACCGUCAAAACGAGUGAGGUCUUUGGGGACCAGAAAAAAAUUGUCGGGGAGUUGAGCAAAGAAACUCCUGCCUCCAAGGAUGGCUAAGGCUCUUUUUACUUCCUUUUUGAGCUAUUGCACAUUUGAAGGUUGGAGGAGAAAGGUACAGCAUGCCUCAUAAGGAGCAGGAUUACUGGGCCUAACUACAUAGCAAGCCUUCCGGUUACAAUGAAAAGCAGCAUGCUAAAGUGAUACAUUUUUCCAGUGCUUUUUUUUUCUCUUAAAAAAUGUUUAGGGGUACUCUCAUUUUCCUACUCAUAUUGAAAUACUACCCCUCAAUGAAGCCAAACUUAGAGUCACAAAAUGUUUAGGGGUAUGCGUGCCCCUGCGUCCCCCCAGAAAAAAGCACUGCAUUUUCCUAACUGGGGUGUGUGUGUGUGUGUACUUUCGUUACAGCUAUUCCAUGUACCAUAUACAGCUCUCGUCAUGUUUUUGAGCGCAGACCAGAAGGAACGAGAUUCAGCAACGGCAUACCGUGAGUCUUACUGAGCAUGCUGCAUGUAGCAUGCUGCUCUGGAGACUCCCCUCCCCCCAAACAUAUUGGGGGAGCUGUGGCAAAGGGGUGGAGACUAGUAUUGAAAAACAGAAAAGCUCAGUUCUCUUGUGUUGCCAAACUAUGGGUUGGUGUUUUGUAAGCAAGCCUCAGAAUUGCAUGAUUCCCCAUCCCCUUCCUUCCUGUCCUUCCACACCCUGAUUCUCUCCCUGCCUCAGUGUUUCAGGCAAACCACAGUUGCUACUAUUAUAUCCAAAUUAGCAAAUUUAUUUUACACUUGCCCUCCAAAUUAGAACUGGAAGUCACGGUUUGGAGUUGGUUUCAGUUUUGUUUCCCCCUGUUUCAGAUGCAGGGAAGGAAUUGAAGCAUGAAGACGGAGGGAGAGGAGGGAUCAUGACUCAGUGUAGCCUCUAGUAACAUAGCUUGAACUAUAUUGGAAGACAGAUGACUCCAGAAAGUCUGUUCUUGUCCAUAGGAGCACAUAAUCUUUAAGGGAGGGGUGGGUAGCUUCUUUUUUGAGCUAAGGGUCACAUUGAAACAUGGUCAACCCUCCUGGCCCCCAAGUUUAAAAGUGGGUGUCGCCAAGCAAGAAUAGCUGGGGGCAGUUUUAUUUCUUUAUUUAAAAGGCAAUAUAUGUGGCGGGGGGUCACAAAAACCUUUUGACAUCACAACAGGGGAGUGCUCAGUUAUUUCUGAGCCUUGUUGGCAGCUGUUCCACCAUUUCAGGUUUAAAAAGAAGUGGGCUUUUUUCCCUACUUUAGGAAUGGGAUUUGAAGGUCUUGGAACAUUGGUUGGAGCUACACUCCAGGUCAGUAUGGUUUCCGAUGCUCACAGCUCUGACCACUGUAACAAUACUGUGGAUAACAUGGACUCUUCCACCAAUCUGUACGGAAACAGUUCCAGUGUUCCAGACAUGUCUGAGGCAGUAAGUUGAAAAGCUUUCAAAAGAUUUGGGGUGGGUGGGAAGGGAGCAUCCUGUAUUUCACCAUCCUACUGUCUAGAUAUGUUAUUGAUUUUCUUAAUAGCAAUGGCAAUAGAAUUGGGACAGGAACUUUCCUAAAAUUAGGGUUGCCAUAUGUCCGGAAUUCCCUGGACGUACCCAGAAUACUGUAGUAGGAAGCAGUGUCUGGGCAGAAAUUGGAAAAAUGUCUGGGAAAAUCCAGACGUAUGGCAACCUAUGUCAGCAGUGUUGUUUUUGCUGAUUUUCCUUAAUAUAGCUCAAGAUUGUCAGUUUGGGGGGGGGCAGUUUUGCCAAAAAAAGCUCAACCACUUUGACAAAAAAGGAGAAGCUCAACAUCUUUGCCAACCAGUUUUUGAAAUAUGGUAACCCUACUAAAAUGAACUUUGAGCCUAAACAUGAUAGUGGGAUUCAUUACUUCUGAGGGAUGUUAGUAUUUCAUUUAUUGUCUGCUAAUCUUAUUUUUCCAAUUAUCUGUUCAACACCACUGAGAAGCUUUGGUUUACACACACACAUACACACACGCACACAGACAGACUGUGUGUGUGUGUGUGUGUGUGUGCGCGCGCGUGUGUGUGUGCGCGUAUGCACACACACACACACACACAUCUUGAAUAAAUAAAAUAAAAUAUGUUUGGCAUUUGAUGUGUGCUGGGAGUUGUGGUCCCAGUCGCAGUGCCACCCUCUCCUAGGCAGUGACUAAAGUGAGGUGUGAUAGAACAAACUGAAACAGACAACAAUCUGGAUUUAAAAUGGCCACAACUUUAUAGAUUACAUAUGUAGGUGGAAUUUUGGCUCAGUGUAAAGUAAAGUUUCAGUGUAAAGUUUUUUAUUUAACUGGAAGAUGAAGAUGAAUAUUAAACUAUAAAAUAGAAUGAGUUGUUGUACAUUAGUUAAAAUAAGAAAGUCCAGGUAAAGACUAUCAACUUUAUCAGAUCAAGUAUAAUUCCAGAUUUGCUGGCUUGUGACAAGGAUUGUAUAUAAAAUGAUGGUUCCGCUGUACUGUUUAUGUCAUAAAGGAAUGCCAAAUCAUAUAAAAUGUUUCUUGAGGUUCUAGUCUUUGUCAAAACCUCAGAUUCUGCAUGAUUUUCUCCAUUAUAGCUAUAUUCCAGAGUGAUCAGUACGAAGUGUCCAGUGUUAAGAUUUGGGCUUGUUUUCCAUUAAGUUACAAUUACUAUUCAUGCUCCCAAGAUGAUAUAUAAGACCAAUUCUUUUGACAAUAUAUUUACAUUGUUAUCAUAAAAAAUACUCAGUAAUAUUAAUUUCGGAUAGCAAACAACAAUUUCUUUAGAAAUGUUUAUCAUUUCUAUCAAAUUUAUGUUCCAAAAAUCUUGUACCAAUUCCCACUAUAAAUGAUAAUAUGUGCCAAGUUUAUUGCAACCUCUCCAACCGUUAAGUGAUACAGAAGAAAACAUUUUUGACAUUUGGAAAGGAGUGUGAUGCCAUCUGUGUAACAAUUUUAAGGUGUUUACUUUGAGAAAACUGGAAACAGAUUUUAAGGGUUGUGAAUCCCAAAUUUUAUUCUAAUCUUUGGGGAAAAUUUAUGUGCCAGUAUCUAGUUCCCAUAUCUUUUUAAGAGGUUCCAUAGAUCCGUAAGUUACAUUAAGCAACCGAGUACAAUUUAGAAACUAAUCCUUUCGCCCCUCUACCCAUUGUGCUUCAUAGAUUUUCAUUCAUAUAUUAUAUAUAUAUAUUCAUUUUGUUUGUAUCAAGCAUUUUCUCACCUAUAUUUAAAUUUAAAUUUAAAUUUUUAUUCCUUUUCUUCCUUUUUUCCUUUGUUGGGGGUGGGUGGGAUGGAUAGUUGGUUGGGGAUUAAUUUUAGUAUAAUUGUUCUGUUCCUUUUUGUUGUUGUUGUUUUAUUGGUUCUGUAUAGUUUGUGUUUUGUUUUUAAGGGGCGGGAUCAGGGCUGCCUGGGAGUGGCUCCCAGCCAACACGAUGGCUGGGACAAGUUCCACAGGGGGGGAAGCACUGGGACAUCCGAUCUCGGUGAUCAUGGGCAGGAGGCGGAGUUACGCUAAGACCAGACCAUGUCAUUACCGAGGAGGCAGGUUUAGUCGUUGUUUGAAGACUAUCCCUGCCUCCAGGUCUGGCCUUGACCGGAUGGAUACUGGAAUCAACAGGGAAACCCACAUGACCUGAAAGUGUUGCUGUGCAAUGCCAAGUCAAUGAUGAAUAAAACCACUGCCAUCCACGACUUGAUUGUGGAUGGAGGAUUUGACCUGGCAUGUGUGACAGAGACCUGGUUGGAAGAAGCAGAUGGGCCUGUCCUUGCCGCUGCUUGCCCACCAGGUUUCUCUUACGCACAGCAACCCAGGUCAUGUGGGCGGGGAGGGGGGGUUGCAGUGAUUUUUAGGAAGUCACUAGCUUGCACCAGGCGUCCUACUGGGAAGAUCCAGUUCUCUGAGUGCAUGUUCUGGAAAUUGGGCAAUAGGGGCAGUACAGGAUUCCUUUUGGUGUACCGACCUCCCCACUGCACCAAGGAUUCCCUGUCCGAGCUGCUUCAGGUCGUGGCGGAUUUUCUCCUGGAGACACCUAGCUUGGUUGUCCUAGGGGAUUUUAACAUCCAUGCCGACACGACCUUACAAGGGGCUGCUCGGGACUUCGUGGAAAGCAUGGCCUCCAUGGGGCUGUCCCUGAAUAAGUUUGGCCCAACUCAUAGUCAUGGACAUGCCUUAGACCUGGUGUUCACCUCUAGUGACGUGGGUGAUCUGACACUAAGUAAAAGUGAAACAAAAGAAGUGCCAUGGUCAGAUCACUUCCUGGUGCAACUGGACUUCUCCGCGACCCUUCCCCUCUACAGGGAGGUGGGACCAAUUCGGAUGGUCCGCCCCCGCCACUUAAUGGAUCCAAAUGGUUUCCAGAGAGUGGUAGGGGAUGCUUUAGCCCAUGUUGAUGGCCUUUCAGCUGAUUCCCUGGUGGCCCGCUGGAAUGCGGAGUUAACCAGGGCUAUCGACUGUCUGGCUCCAAAGCGCCCUCUCCGAUUGCAUGGAGCCCGGACAGCCCCGUGGUUUUCUUCGGAGCUGAGGGCGAUGAAACAAUCGCUGAGAUGGCUAGAGCGUCAGUGGCAGAAAACUCACUCCGAAUCUGACCGGACACAGGUUAGAGCUCAACGUCGAGCCUACCAAGUGGCGAUAACGACGGCGAAGAAGACUUUCUUCACCGCCUCUAUUGCAUCUGCAGAAAAUAGUAGCAGGAGACUCUUUCAGGUGGUUCGCAAUUUAACGGAACCACCUUUACCACCAGGGCCUUGUAAAGACCCCAAGAUCUCCUGCAACGAUUUUGCAAAGUUUUUAUUCAGAUAAAAUCACUCAUAUUCGGAAGGAGCUAGACACCACCGUGGGAGCAGGGCCAGGGCGGGAGAGUGCUAGAGCUCUGUCUGGUCAAGUUGCAUGGAAUCAAUUUCAAUCCGUUACCCCCGAGGAUGUGGACAGGCUGCUUGGACGCGUGAAACCAACCACCUGUCUCCUUGAUCCUUGCCCAUCCUGGCUAAUAAAAGCAAGCCGGGAAGGGCUGGGCGAUGGGCUCUGUGGGGUGGUGAAUGCUUCCCUCUGUGAGGGAACAUUCCCAGAUCCGCUGAAAGAGGCGGUCAUUAAACCGCUUCUUAAAAAACCAUCUUUAGACCCGGCCAGUAUGGCCAACUAUCGCCCAGUCUCAAAUCUUCCAUUCUUGGGCAAGGUGAUUGAGCGCGUGGUUGCUGAACAACUCCAGGCACGCCUGGAGGAUGCGGACCAUUUGGAUCCCUUCCAGUCGGGAUUCAGGCUUCACCAUGGGACUGAAACUGCCUUGGUCGCGCUGGUUGAUGAUCUCCGGCGAGCUAGGGCAAAGGUGAGAGUUGUUUCCUGGUUCUGCUGGAUCUCUCAGCGGCCUUUGAUACAAUUGACCAUAACAUCCUUCUGGACCGUCUAGAGGGGCUGGGAGCUGGGGGCACUGUUAUACAGUGGUUCCGCUCCUUCCUCCUGGGCCGUGUUCAGAAAGUGGUGGUGGGGGAUGAGUGUUCAGACCCCUGGGCCCUCACUUGUGGGGUGCCUCAGGGUUCCGUCCUCUCCCCCAUGCUUUUUAACAUCUAUAUGAAGCAGCUGGGAGAGAUCAUCAGGGGGUUUGGACUGGGUGUCCAUCAAUAUGCAGAUGAUACCCAGCUCUACCUUUCUUUCAAAUCAGAACCAGUGAAGGCGGUGAAGGUCCUGUGUGAGUGCCUGGAGGCGGUUGGAGGAUGGAUGGCGGCUAAUGGAUUGAAGUUGAAUCCUGACAAGACAGAAGUAUUGUUUUUGGGGGACAGGGGCGGGCUGGUGUGGAGGACUCCUGGUCCUGAAUAGGGUAACUGUGCCCCUGAAGGACCAGGUGCGCAGCCUGGGAGUCAUUUUGGACUCACAGCUGUCCAUGGAGGUGCAGGUCAAUUCUGUAUCCAGGGCAGCUGUCUACCAACUCCACCUGGUACGCAGGCUGAGACCCUACCUGCCCGCGGACUGUCUCGCCAGAGUGGUGCAUGCUCUAGUUAUCUCCCGCUUGGACUACUGCAAUGCGCUCUACGUGGGGCUACCUUUGAAGGUGACUCGGAAACUACAACUAAUCCAGAAUGCGGCAGCUAGACUGGUGACUGGGGGCGGCUGCCGAGACCACAUAACACCGGUCUUGAAAGACCUACAUUGGCUCCCAGUACGUUUCCGAGCACAAUUCAAAGUGCUGAUGUUGACCUUUAAAGCCCUAAACGGCCUCGGCCCAGUAUACCUGAAGGAGCGUCUCCACCCCCAUCGUUCUGCCCGGACGCUGAGGUUCAGCGCCGAGGGCCUUCUGGCGGUUCCCUCAUUGCGAGAAGCAAAGCUACAGGGAACCAGGCAGAGGGCCUUCUCGGUAGUGGCACCCGCCCUGUGGAACGCCCUCCCAUCAGAUGUCAAAGCGAUAAAUAACUACCUGACAUUUAGAAGACAUCUUAAGGCAGCCCUGUUCAGGGAAGUUUUUAAUCUGUGAUAUUUUACUGUAUUUUUGGUUUCUAUGGAAGCCGCCCAGAGUGGCUGGGGAAACCCAGCCAGAUGGGCGGGGUACAAAUAAUAAAUUAUUAUUAUUAUUAUUAUUAUUAUUAUUAUUAUUAUGUCUUAUUGAAAUUUGAUUCCCUUUUCCCACCCCACAUCACCACUACCACCUAUUUUUAUUUUUUAGAACAAAACACUCUACAUGAUUGCAGGAGGAACAGUAUCAGUAUUAUACAUCAUUGGCAUUAUUGCCCUUUGCGCUGGAGUGAGAGAGAAAGUAGGUGAGUUUAUUUAAUCGCAACAAACAUUCCUAAUACAUUUCUUUCCUACUUUAAAAACAAGGUAUCAGAUAUGCAUUUAUUUAUUUAUUUAUUUAUUUAUUUAUUUAUUCCACUCGUUAUAGAUCCUUAUGCCUUAAAAUCAGACCAACAAAUUCCCUUCCUUAAGGGACACAAACUUGCACUGAUGUGUGGACCAUAUGUGAAACUUGCAGCAUCAUUUCUCCUGAUUUCAACAGCUGUUCAGGUAAUUCUAGUUCAUAAGAGGAUUUGCAGCAGCAUAGAUUGUACCUGAACUAUGAAAGAACCCACAUCAGCUGUGAAACAGAAACAUGGUCAUAUAUAUAUAUAUAUAUAUAUAUAUAUAUAUAUAGUUAGUUAGUUACAAACCACCGGCGUUAAGUUGGAAGCUGUAGUGGAUUUCCCCCCACUUCAAGAUGGUUGGACCAUCUCAAGAGCUCCUUCUACCAAACUCAUUCUUUGGAUCUUUAACAAAUACAAAUACCAUUUUAAAAUAUAACAAUAAUUGAACAGCAGCUUAUCCAAAAGCAGUCCAAUUAGCUCAGCGAUGGAUGAUGAUGCAGAAGGUCCAAGGUUCAAUACCUGGCAUCUCCCUGUGGGGCUGGAAAUGUCCACUGCCUGAAACCCUUGUUAAGUAUAAUUGUUCAAUUCACACUGAAAUGGAGAAUGCCUAUGUAUAUAAUAAUAAUAAUAAUAAUAAUAAUAAUAAUAAUAAUAAUAAUUUAUUUAUACCCUGCCCAUCUGGCUGGGUUUCCAAAAGAAUAUUAAAAUACUGUGAUACAUCAAACAUUAAAAGCUUCCCUAAACAGGGCUGCCUUCAGAUGUCUUCUAAAAGUCUGGUAGUGUGAUAGCCUGGGAAUCCGAUUCAGAGGGUGAACUGGAGGAAUCCCAGCCUGCACAGGAGUCCCCGCCUCCAGGCCCGGCUGAACUGGGGCAGGGCCUUGAUUCUGAGGCACCUGCACCUGUGCUGGAUCCUCAGGAGCAGGCACCAGGUGAAUCCACUCUGGCUCCAGAGGUGGUUGAGGACUCAGUGCCUACAGGUGAGACUCCCCCUGGGCCCAGUAACCCUUCAGCCUCUCCUGAACUGCAGAGGCUCAGGGCAGAGAGGCGAAGGGAACUGGUUUCUCCCAGGAGGAGUGCUCGCCUUAAGGCCAGGAGAGGCGGGUCUCCUGGGGGCCAGGACCGCCCCUGGCCUCAGAGAAGAUAAACGCCAGUCAGCCCAGUCCCAGGUUGCGGGAGCAACGUCAUUGUUGAGUACCUGUUCCUGCCUGGACCCAGACCUGACCCUCCAGUGUUCCUGUCCCCGCCCGGCUUCCUGCUUCGGACCUCGCCCCGCUCCUUGUGAACUGUUUCCAGGCUAGUGACCCAGGACCGGACUUUGACUACGCCAACGGUAACCUUCCCCCCGGGACCAGCACAGUUAGUUCUUGUUCUCUUUGACAUCUGGUGGGAGGGCGUUCCACAGGGAGGGCGCCACUACCGAGAAGGCCCUCUGCCUGGUUCCCUGUAACCUGGCUUCUCGCAGUGAGGGAACCGCCAGAAGGUCCUCGGUGCUGGACCUCAGUGUCCAGGUAGAAUGAUGGGGGUGGAGACGCUCCUUCAGGUAUACUGGACCAAGGCCGUUUAGGGCUUUAAAGGUCAGCACCAACACUUUGAAUUGUGCUCGGAAACGUACUGGGAGCCAAUGUAGGUCUUUCAAGACCGGUGUUAUAUGGUCUCGGCGGCCGCUCCCAGUCACCAGUCUGGCUGCUGCAUUCUGGAUUAGUUGUAGUUUCCGGGUCACCUUCAAAGGUAGCCCCACGUAGAGCGCAUUGCAGUAGUCCAAGCGGGAGAUAACCAGAGCAUGCACCACUCUGGUGAGGCAGUCCGCAGGCAGAUAGGGUCUCAGCCUGCGUACCAGAUGGAGCUGGUACACAGCUGUCCUGGACACGGAUUUAACCUGUGCCUCCAUGGACAGCUGUGAGUCCAAAAUGACUCCCAGGCUGCGCACCUGGUCCUUCAGGGGCACAGUUACCCCAUUCAGGACCAGGGAAUCCUCCACACCUGCCCGCCUCCUGUCCCCCAGAAACAGUACUUCUGUCUUGUCAGGAUUCAAUCUCAAUCUGUUUGCCGCCAUCCAUCCUCCAACCGCCUCCAGACACUCACACAGGACCGUCACCGCCUUCACUGGUUCUGAUUUGAAAGAGAGGUAGAGCUGGGUAUCAUCCGCAUACUGAUGAACACCCAGCCCAAACUGCCUGAUGAUCUCUCCCAGCGGCUGCAUGUAGAUGUUGAAAAGCAUGGGGGAGAGGACAGAACCCUGAGGCACCCCACAAGUGAGAGCCCAGGGGUCUGAACACUCAUCCCCCACCACCACUUUCUGAACACGGUCCAGGAGGAAGGAGCGGAACCACUGUAUGACAGUGCCCCCAUCUCCCAGCCCCUCUAGACGGUCCAGAAGGAUGUUAUGGUUGAUGGUAUCAAACGCCGCUGAGAGAUCCAGCAGAACUAGGAAACAGCUCUCACCUUUGUCCCUAGCCCGCCGACCAAGGCAGUUUCAGUCCCGUGAUGAGGCCUGAAUCCCGACUGGAAGGGAUCCAAAUGGUCCGCUUCUUCCAGGCGUGCCUGGAGUAGUUCAGCAACCACUCCCUCAAUCACCUUGCCCAAGAAUGGAAGAUUUGAGCCUGGGCAAUAGUUGGCCAUCGUGGCCGCAUCUAAAGAUGGUUUUUUAAGAAGCGGUUUAAUAACCGCCUCUUUCAGCGGGUCUGGGAAGGCUCCCUCACGGAGGGAAGCAUUCACCACCCCACGAAGCCCAUCGCCCAGCCCUUCCCGGUUAGCUUUUAUAAGCCAGGAUGGGCAAGGAUCAAGGAGACAGGUGGUUGGUUUCACUCAUCCAAGCAGCCUGUCCACAUCCUCGGAGGUAACAGAUUGGAAUUGAUCCCACGCAAAUUGACUAGACAGGAGUCUAGCACUCUCCCGCCCUGGCCCUGCUCCCACGGUGGCGUCUACCUCUUCCCGAAUCUGAGCGACUUUAUCUGCAAAAAACUUUGCAAAAUCAUUGCAGGAGAUCAUGUGGCCCGUACUGGGCCCCGAUGUAGCAGGUGGUUCCGCUAAAUUGUGGACCACCUGAAAAGGUCUCCUGCUGCUGUUUUCUGCAGAUGCAAUAGAGGCGGUGAAGAAAGUCUUCUUUGCCGUCGCUACCGCCACUUGGUAGGCUCGACGUUGAGCUCUAACCUGUGUCCAGUCAGCUUCAGAAUGGGUCAUCCACCACCGGCGCUCUAGCCGUCUCAACGAUUGUUUCAUUGCCCUCAGAUCCAUGGAAAACCACGGGGCUGUCCGGGCUCCAUGCAAUCGGCGAGGGCGCUUCGGAGCCAAAUAGUCAAUAGCCCUGGUUAACUCCGCAUUCCAGCGGGCCACCAGGGAAUCAGCUGAAAGGCCAUCAACAUGGGAUAAAGCAUCCCCUACCACUCUCUGGAAACCAUUCGGAUCCAUUAAGUGGCGGGGGCGGACCAUCCGAAUCGAUCCCACCUCCCUGCAGAGGGGAAGGGUCGCGGAGAAGUCCAGUUGCACCAGGAAGUGAUCUGACCAUGGCACUUCUUUCGUUUCACUUUUACUUAGUGUCAGAUCACCAACAUCCAUGGAGGUAAACACCAGGUCCAAGGCAUGUCCACGGCUAUGGGUUGGGCCAAACUUAUUCAGGGACAGCCCCAUGGAGGCCAUGCUUUCCACGAAGUCCCGAGCGGCCCCUUGUAAGGUCGUGUCGGCAUGGAUAUUAAAAUUCCCUAGGACAACCAAGCUAGGUGUUUCCAGGAGAACAUCCGCCACGACCUGAAGCAGCUCGGGCAGGUAAUCCUUAGUGCAGCGGGGAGGUCGGUACACCAAAAGGAAUCCUGUACUGCCCCUAUUGCCCAACUUCCAGAACAUGCACUCAGAGAACUGGGUCUUCCCAAUAGGACGCCUGGUGCAAACUUAUGACUUCCUAAAAAUCACUGCAGCCCCCCCUCCCCGCCCACAAGGCCUGGGUUGCUGUGCGUAAGAGAAACCUGGUGGACAAGCAGCGGCAAGGACAGGCCCAUCUGCUUCAUCCAACCAAGUCUCUGUUACACAUGCCAGGUCAAAUCCUCCAUCCAUGAUCAAGUCAUGGAUGGCAGUGGUCUUAUGAAUCAUUGACCUGGCAUUGCACAGCAGCACCUUCAGGUCAUGUGAGUAUCCCUUGCUGAUUCUAGUAUCCGUCCAGUCAGGACCAGACCCGGAGGCAGGGAUAGUCCUCAGACAACGACUAAACCUGCCUCCUCUGUAAUGACAUGGUCUGGUCUUAGCAUAACUCCUCCUCCUACCCGUGAUCACUGAGAUCGGUUGUCCCAGCGCAUCCCCCUCUGUGGAACAUGCCCCAGCCAUUUUGUUGGCUGGGACCCACUCCCCGGCAGCCCUGACCCCUCCCCUUAAGAACAAAAUAAGACCUUAAAACAAUAAAAACAAAAAACAAAACAAAACAAAAAAACCCCAGAAAACAAAAAGCAAUACAAAUAAAAAACUAUAAAAAUUACAAAUCCAUUAAAAUCAAACAAAUUCGCAACUAAACAUCCAUCCCACCCCCAUCCCCGUCCCCGCAUAUACAAAAAAAUAAAAGGAAAAGGAAAAGGAAAAUUUUAAAACAUUUUAAAAAGAACUCUGCGCCCCUCCGGAUCCCCCUGGGCCGCAGCAGCAGUAACAGCAACCGUCCCUGUGAGGCUUCAGGUCCCGCCCUGGGCCAGGUGGUAAGUGGCAGGAAGGAGCAGGGCCCUCAGACACUCACACAGGAGAGUCCUCCUGGGCAGCAGAGCGCAGCAGUCCCUGUGAGGCUUCAGGCCCCGCCCUGGGCCAGGUGGUAAGUGGCAGGAAGGAGCAGGGCCCUCAGACACUCACACAGGAGAGUCCUCCUGGGCAGCAGAGCGCAGCAGUCCCUGUGAGGCUUCAGGCCCCGCCCUGGACCAGGUAGGUGGUAAGCGGCAAGAGCAGGGCCCUCAGACACUCACACAGGAGAGUCCUCCUGGGCAGCAGAGCGCAGCAGUCCUUAUGAGGCUUCAGGCCCCGCCCCGGGCCAGGUGGUAAGCGGCAGGAAGGAGCAGGGCCCUCAGACACUCACACAGGAGAGUGUGAGUCUUACUGAACGCUUUAACUUGGGGAUUUUCCAUGGGGCUAUAUUAAGCUCUCUAAGCUCCUAGAUGGGUUGAUAAUUUACUGUUACUCUUCUCUUGCUAGCUAACACCUGGUGUUUAACCUUAGAUCACAUGAGAGGUAUUGAAUUGCAAAUCACCAUUUUGAAAGGGAGUGGCCUUUGGUCUUUGUUCCCAGACUCCUUGGGGUAGGGAUACGUAAAAGAGCUCAACAGCCUUGGGGCUGGAAUACAGGCUAAUGGAGUCUUUGAGAGAGAGCUAUGUUUGUCAGCUCUGAUUAUGCUAUUUUAUUUCUAAGAAGCUGAGCCUGUGCUGGUCAUUGCACAUGACCUUAUGGAUAUUUUGGAUGUAUCAUUUACUGUGUUUUGUUCUGUUUUGAAUAAAGUGCUGCAUGUAAAGCUUUGAAUCAAACAUGGGUCUGGACAACGGCUUAUUCCAAAAUGAACCAGUUGUUAUGCAUCCAGUUGCUUCAAGCUGUGCAAUCUGCAAUAACCCUGGCGGGACACUGCCAGUCAUUGUGGACUGACUUUAGGGGUCUGUCAUACUUUUAUAGUGGAUCUUGUCCAGUUCAUUGGUGGCACUGGAAACGAUCUCCCACAUAAAUAUGUCCUCGUUGGAGUAAAAGAUGUUGAUUAUCAGUGACAUAAACUGGGCAGCCUCUGCCUGGAAGACACAGGUCUCACCUUUUCACUAUGCUGUAUUUCUUUGGGCAUUUUGAUGAAAGUUGGGAGAUAAGCCAGUGAUAACCCUCUGUUUGCUGUACACAUGAAGGGUUAUUUAUCUGAUGUUAGUGAACUAAUCCACUACCACCUAUAGAGGAAACUCUCUAUAAGACCAUUACAGUGGUACCUCGGGUUAAGUACUUAAUUCGUUCUGGAGGUCCGUACUUAAUAUGAAACUGUUCUUAACCUGAAGCACCACUUUAGCUAAUGGGGCCUCCUGCUGUGCUGCGCCACCAGAGCACAAUUUCUGUUCUCAUCCUGAAGCAAAGUUCUUAACCUGAAGCACUAUUUCUGGGUUAGCGGAGUCUGUAACCUGAAGCGUAUGUAACUGUAUGUAGAUAGUCUAAAAUUACCUAACUGCACAACUGCUAGUUUAUGUUAGAUGUACCUGUACUGGAACAAAUUUUGUUGUUUUUAAUAUAUUCAAAAAGUGCAUGUAUAUAUAUUUGCAUUGUUUAAAUGGCAUGCAUAAUGAGAGAUUUUGAUUAUGCUCCCUGCUAGUAGCAGCUUUGUCUUGUUGCCAGCCAGCAUGUGUUUAAUUAUUAUAGCAAUCAGUUCACUUUCGCUCUUGUUCAGCAUUUGUAAAUGGGAAAUCUGGUUUUAAACCAUUUAAAUGGCCUUGAUUAAUCAACCCUGCUCCACGUUUGCUUUGUGACUAAUUUAUCGUUUUGUUCCUCCUCUUGUCUUCAACUCUCCAGGUUGUACAAAACAACUUUGUCCUCUUUUGUUCUGCUGCAACUAAUCUUCACAACCACAUUGAUUAUUUAGUGCUGAUUGUCUUGGUAAGCAUGUGGACAAAGCAGAGCCUCCUUGCAAAGUAUGUUGCUCUUAAGCUCUUAUUUUCGUAAUAUGGUAUGCAUAUCACUAUUUAGACCCUGGAUCAUGCCACACCCAGGGUUAAUUUCAUGUCAUCAGGCAAGUAAAUGAUCUGGAUUGCAGCUAGGAAGUUGGACAGGGUGUGAAAUUCAUUGAGUUUGAUUUGCGUUUUAAAAACAUUAUUUGCUAACUCUCUGAUCAGCUUUUUGACCCAUGUUUAUCAAGUUCACAUGAUAGAGAUGGUGCAGUGGGUUAGUGUGUCUGGCUUUUAACCAGAAGGUUGGUGGUUCGAGCCCACCCAGGGAUUUUUUUGGGCAGGAUUCUUGCAUUGCAGGGGGGUUGGACUAGAUAACAGUUCUAUGAUUCUAUGAGAACUGCUUUGCGGUGAACCCAUAUGGCCUAGUUUGUCCCCCUCCCUUUUUGUGAUGUGUGCAAUUAUUCAUAUGGUGCUUCCUUGAUCCCCUUGAUAUGAAGCAUGCUUUCUCCUGUAAUGGUUUUUCUCAUCAUUCAUAGAUAUCUGCAGCACUGAGUGUUCCAUGCUGGCAAUGGUUUCUGAACAAGUUCGGCAAAAAGACUACUGCGGGUGGGAUAUCAGUAAGUAAGCAACUGAGGCACUAAAUGCAGGCUGGCAUUUUUGUUCUUUAGAAAUAGCCGUUUCUGGGAUUGCACCAAACAUUUUUAACAGUGCUUUUGAAACUUGAGACACCUUCUCCCUUUUGGCCUUUGUGCUUCUUUUCUUAGCCAGGCCAAUAUGGGCUCCCAAUUUCUGGUUAUCGUUCAGAUUUGUCUUCAUUUUUCCUGCAUUCCCUCCUACUUUGGAUUGGAUCAUUCUCUCCUUCACACUAUGGGCUAUACUCUGCCUUGAUAGGUAGGAUGUAGAUUAUAUAACGCAAGGUUAAUUAAAGGCUACUUCUGGUAACAUUGCAUUCUUUCCUGCAGUCUUCAAGAGACUAGCCAGUGUUUCCCUUUAAGCCAUUGUUUAAUCCAGUAUAAGGGAAAUCUUGAUUAAUUUUAACUACAGAGAAUGUUGACGAUGGCAAACUGCUUGAUUUGGGCUGGUAUAGUAUAAAGCACACAUAGAACAUUCUUAAAUGGGUCAACCUGGUACUUUUAUCUUUCUGAAAUUUAUAACAUGACGUCUUAGAGCAUUUUAUUUUCCUAAGGGCUUAUUCUCUCAUGCCUUUAAUCAAGGUUCUCUGUCACCACUCUGGUUUAGAAUAUCAUAGAAUUGCUUACCCAAAUGAGCUAAUUAUAAAAUCUGUGCAUAUCAGGAGUUCCUGAACUGUGUCAGGGAGGAAGAUACUUUGUAAGUGCAGAUUUUCUGUUACAAUUAACAAGAAGGCUAAGAGCAAGCACUACCUACAAUCAUUUGUCUGCAAAGAGCAUAGAUACAUCAGCCGUGAAUUUAUUUCCUGCUUCUCUGCUUAUGCUAGCAAAGCUUUUAAGAAUAUUAGUGUGAGCCUCUGGAAUGCUGGGUCAUACUCCUUCUUUACAAGAAAAUCCCAUUUUAUGGCACUAUUGGUUUAUAAAUAUCUGGGUGCUUUGGCUUCCAAGUCGGUAAACACUGCUGCUGUGCUUAAUCUGUGCACAUGGCAAUCUUGUAUUGUUGGAGUGCUCUCUUGUGGUGAAACAAGGUCUAUUGCUGAGUAUUACAGACUAAUUCAAGUAUGUGUAUUUCUCAUUCAGAGUUCUGUUGGUUGUUGACUCUUUCGUUUUAGAAACACUGGUUAUUAUAGGCAAAGCUGUCUAGCUGAGUGUCUGCUUAUGAAUGAUUAGGCAGAGCUUAUAAGCAGAGCUUGUUCAGCUAUGUACAGUCAUACCUUGGAAGUUAAACAGAAUCCGUUCCAGAAGUCCGCUUGACUUCCAAAAAUGUUUGGAAACCAAAGUGCAGCUUCUGAUUGGCUGCAGGAAGCUCCUGCAGCCAAUCAGAAGCUGCGUCGGAUGUUUGGCUUCUGAAAAUCUUUCAAAAACCGGUACACUAACUACCAGGUUUUGACCGAUCGGGAGCCGAUUUGUUCGGGAGCCAAGGCGUUUGAGAUCCAAGGUACAACUGUAUAUAUUUGAUCCUUGCAUAGCAUGGGGAGCAUGAGCCAGAAAUGUCUGGCCCAUGCACACCUGUAAGAAAUUAUAAAAUUAGAAAGAUAUGGUGUCAACAUGGAUUGGCAGAUAUUUUCCUCACAGAGCAAACUGGGUGUGUUCUAUACUGUGGUGGAUACGAGAUGCACUGUGUGAGGCAGAGGCAGGAAGUCCAUGAUUUCCCCUGCAGCAAACACAGCCUGCAUCUUUAACGUCUUGAGUGGAUGAUCACAUGUUGCAUAUAGGAAGCACAGGUGUGUCUGUUGUGUGCAGAUUUAUAGCUUCUGCAGGUGGGGCGGAGGGCCCCAAAAUAAAUCAGGGCCCACACACACAUAAUAAGAGGUUUGACUUCUGAGUGUCAACAGGUGAAGCUCUCCCCGUAAUUGUCUUUCCAAAUGACAAAAGGCUUAAGCAGGUCAUAUUUCUACCUGCAUACAGACGCAAAAAUCUGGGUCUUCCCCGAAUGCCCACCCUGUUCCAUGAAAAAAACACAAGCUUCAUGAGCAGCAAACCAAAUGCAUUAUUUUCAUCAACUGAUCUUAGGCUUACAAUACUGCAUUUGGUGCAAGACUGGGCUUAGUAAUUCUGGAUGUUGUUUGCAGGGAAGGUAGUCAACCUUUCGAUUUAGAGUAGUUAAGGUCCAGGUGCCCAUGCUUGGAUAAAUUUAAGACUAAAUGGUUAAAAAGCAAGCAGUUGUCACGAUCCAAGGGACGUCCUCAGGGACAGGGGAUCCACUAACUGAUGAUAUAAGCCUCCACCAAAGCACCCAUGCCACCACCGAGGGCAGGGUUGCAGGUGCAAGGGAAGCGGUUUGGAUUCAGAGCACUGGAAGAAGCCUUUUGGACCCAGACUGCAUCCUCCAGCCUCCUCAGGCUCUCUCCUAGGGAGUUCCCAACAGGGAACUUCUUAGCGCACCCAAUCUCAGCAGAGUUUCCUGUCGGCAUUGCUCAUCAGAUGGGAACUGGCAGGGAGCCCUGCUUGCAAAGGAACAAAUCAGAAGCUCCCUUUAAGCUGUCAGCUCUUCCUUUAUAACAAAGUCCGUACCUGAUCCACAUCAGACAUAGCAGGUAUGAGGCAGGUGAGCACCAUUUGUAGGAUACAGCGUUGCAGGCCAAAUGGGAGCCAGGUCCCCCACUCCUGCACUCCUGUUUCUCAACUCCACAGUAACGCUGAUCUAACCAUACACAUUUCUCCCGAUUUCCAUUUCUUCCAGUUGAUGAUUCCCGCUUCGACCAUGCUGGUGUUCUUUCCAGAACCGGCUGUUGCCUACCUUUCGGCUGGUGUUUCAGGGAUCAGCAUUGCAGCCACUUUGCUGUUGCCAUGGUAGGACAGUCUUAUAGGUGUGUGUGCAUAUGUGUACCAGGUACAAAAUCAACUGUUAUCGGCAUUUAAAAGGAAAUAUCUGUUACACAGUAGGAUGUGCGGGACAUCAGACUUUGUAGUAUCUGUAAGGUAUACUACCUGUGCCCUGUAUCAGGGCACUAAGAAAAAGAGCAGUGUGUCACAGUAGACUUUUGACUCACCCAAACUCACAGGCCAGCUCUUUUUCGCCUGCACGCAGUGAAAGCAGCUUCCUAAGCUGAAGUUAAAAGCCACUUUUCAUGCUAUUUUCCCCCUAGCAUAGAUAAGAGAUUGAGUGUGGAAAGGGGAUGUGAGAAGAGUUGCACAAAUGUCUUGUUUCUCUCUUUAACCCUCACCUUAGGAGAAGCAGCCUCUGCCAUAUUAAUACUUCCUUGAAAUGUUAGGCAUCACUAAGAAGGACUUAAACUUACAUUUAUUCAUCUCCUAUAGAGAGCAAAGCCAGGCACCUUAAGAUGGCUAUUUCAUUUGUAAAAAGGUUUAUGGGAACAUAAUAAUAAACGUACAACAUAAUUUGUAUUGGUUGAGAGCAGAUCAAAGAGCUGGUCAAACAGAGGAAUGAAUUUUCUUUAGAGUCGCACUGGUGUUUUCAGCCAGUACAAUACCCGCAGAUGCUUUGAAAAUCUGCUAUCUUGUUAGGAGCAUAGAUAUUUGGGAUCUCUCUCGCUCUGUCUCUCUUGUAAUGGCUUGAGAGGUUUUACAAAUGUCUCUUACUGUAACUCAUUACAAAAGUCCUCCUGGGGAAUAUGCUACACUCAUUCAGUUUUAUUCUCUGUUGUUCUAGACAUCACUAACCUAUCAGCAGAAGUAAUUAAAUUUGAUGUUAAUCAAGAGUGCAGUCCCAGCCUCCCUCCCUCAUGCUUAUUCCAGAAUAGCAAACCUCUGCCAGUGUUAAGUUUCUAUCCAUUAACCUGCACGAUCAUUAAUUGCUUCAGGAUUCCUACCUGACCUGACCUAAUUAGUUUGUAAACCCUCCAUGUUUUACAUAAGUGGUAUAAUAUUGAUUAAUUGUGCCACAAAAUAUGAAAAUGUCUUUCUUUUAAAGUACUGUAUGCUGCUCAUUAAAAUGUCACAUCUUUUUCCAGAAAUAUCUAAUGGAUGUGUAAUUAUUUUCAUUGGUUGGUUAAAGGUCCAUGUUGCCUGAUGUAGUGGACUACUUUCGGGUGCAGAAUCCUAAUUCAGUAGGACAUGAAACCAUCUUUUAUGCUUCAUAUACCUUUUUUUAUAAGAUGUCAGCUGGGAUUGGACUAGGAAUUUCUGCAGCUAGUCUGAAGUGAGUAAAACACAUGCACACACACGCACACACACACAUGGUUGCUCCAGACAUAGAUAUAGGACCACAUUAUAAAUAUCCAUGUGUCAGUAUCUGGGUUCUUUUAGGUACAUAAGAACCCAGGGCAUGGUAAACUAAUGUGGGGUUUGUUCAGUUAAACUCUCAGUAUCACUUAUAGUUCAAGGCUCUUAUUACCACUAGAACCAGCAUCCACGCCCAGGAGUAUCAGUAAGCAGGAAGUGGUGAAUCUCUGAGUAUCAAACCUAGUGAGAGCCAGUCAAAUGAGGUGGCUAAAGGGUCAAACUAGGUCUGAGGAGCAUCCAAGUUAAAAUCCUCACCAUGAGGUUUGCUGGGCAAAAAGAAAAACAAACAAAUACAAAAAAGAGAGGUUCACUAGAUGACCUUAGGCGAGUCUCGAUUUCUCAGAUUGCAAACCUGCCAUGUUGUAAAAAUAGGCAGCAGGAGACCCUCAAAUGACAUUCCGAGUGGAAUCUAAAUGUGAAAAUUAAUAUUUGUUUACCUGAUACAAAAAGCCAUUUUGAAAUCAAAAGCCAGCCCUGCUUAGUUUUCAACCUACUUGGAAUAUACAAGCUGUGGAUUGUGGCUCUUUCCUAAUGAGGGUUAAAAACAACAACACUCAUUUAACAGCUUGGAAGCAGUGUGUGGAGACAAAUUCCUACAUGUCAAAUUAUAUUUAUUUCAUAAAAUCUAUAUGCUGCUCGAUUGUAGAAAACCUCAAAGCAGUUCACAUGUACAAAUUGUUGUUGGGGGUGCUGUGCGAACCCGCACAGAUGUACAAUUCCACUUUCCAUGGCUAGUAUGAUGAGUCUCACCUUUCCUUACUGACCUUGAAAGUGGGGAAAGGGGUUGGGUAUCAUCCCCACAGUUAUACUGGGCUUAUGAAGCAAGCACAAACUACAAGCCUCAGUCCUCUUUAUCAAAUGGAUCCACUCCCAAGUGUGUAGAAAUCGUUCCAACAGUGAUGUUGUGCCCCAGAGCUGGUCAGAGGCCUCCAGAAGCUCUGUGUAACUGCAAAGGUGAUUCCUUAUACCUUCCCUAUACCCAAGCUUAGAGAGGGAGGAGGGAAUAGGACUGUCCUUAAUCCUGCACUGUGUUUUUCCGAGAUGCAGUUUGAAGUUGGGUAAAGUCUCUGCUCCUUUUGGUUGCUACCACAGCCAUCUGAAGUUUGUGGACCCCUGUGCAUUUAUAUUGCAAAUUUAAUCAGAGCUCCAUUGAACUGCCUGAAUGUGCAUUUUGAUGUGAAAUAGGAAGUGCAUCAGUUAAAAAGUCACAAAAUCCAGCUAGUGUUUGAGUGAGUAGCAAAGACUCCACAUGCAAUUUUUAGUGCAAGACAAUUUAAAAUUAAGUCUUGCAGUGAACAUGCUCUACUCCUGCUUUAGUGUCUGCAGACAGGGAACUUAGAGUUCACAGAAUUUCUAGCAGAUAAUGAAUUCUACUGCAUUCUGCUUGCUUAAAAAUGCCAGAAAAGUUUAAUAGGAUACAAAGGUUAAUAAAUACAUGUCCAUGUACAAGGUGAAAUAAAUUAAUCCACAAUGUGAAACUGGUUUGCCGAAGAUUUCGGCUACAGAGUGUAGGUAAUAAUUGGCUCAUUGCUUCAGUCUUGACCACAGCGAGAGGUAAAAACGUGACUAUGUUUCAUCUGUAAGCCCCUACCUUCUUCAUUACUCAGAUCUGGCAUCAGCAAGAAAAAAAAAUCUCCAAGGAAGCUGAGAUGAUAUCAAGGAGCCAGUGAAACCCCAAGGGAAAAAAAUUAUGGGGAAGGCUCUACAUUGUGGGUGGGAGAGGUUACACACACACAGAGUACGGUAAAUAGUAGUAUGAAGAUACGACUGUAACAGAUGUAUUUAUUUUUUUAAUAGUCUUGCAGGCUUCAAAUCGGGUGUGUGCAAACAGUCUCACAGUGUUGUUAUCAUGCUGAAAGUCCUGGUUGGAGCAGUCCCAUCUCUUCUCGUGCCAUUAGGCUUGUUUAUACUCAUUUUCUAUCCAAUCAAUGAAAAAACUCGAAAGGAAACGAAACAUGCCCUUGAAAGACGAAGGUAAGUAUGUACCUACAACAGAUUCUCUUAGUGCUCACUAUGGAAGAGAUAGGCUAUUUCAAAAGCAAACACCUUGUAUUACGCUGCAUACAGAGAACCCCUUUACUGACCUAGAAAACAAAGUCUUUUACUUUGAAAAGCAUACUGCUUUGCUUGACUACCAGCAUUUUCUGGCUUCAUUUCAGCAGAGGCUCUCUAGGCUUUCUAUAUGGUAUGAUGUAUUGCCCUGCUAUUGCAUUUUUGCAUUGUUAAUCAUUUCAGUGCAAAGCUGCAAAGGGAAGUGCAAAGGGAAGUGAUUUUUGUUAACUGCCCCUUCGCCCUGCACUUCUCAGGGCCACCUUCUACAGUGUUCUGGAGGGUCCAUCAACACUCUAAAGCAGCAGUAGGGGAGAGGCCCCACCGGGCCAAAAGCAUUCCCCACCUCUGAGCUACAAGCUGCCACUUCAAAUACUACUAAGGGGCAGGACCAUGUAACCGCCCUGAAAGUUACAAAAGCAUGGAAGAAUAGUUGCCAGGUUCUUAAUGCCUCAGGAACAAUUUCAGAUGAUGCAUAACUGAAACGAAACACUUCAAAAAGGCUGGGUCCAGGGGAUGCAGGUGGCGCUGUGGUCUAAACCACUGAGCCUCUUGAACUUGCCGUUUGGUAGGUCGGCAAUUCGAAUCCAUGUGACGGAGUGAGCUCCUGUUGCUCUGUCCCAGCUUCUGCCAACCUAACAGUUUGAAAGUACACCAGUGCAAAUAGGUAAAUAGGUAGCGCUGUGGCGGGAAGGUAAACGGCGUUUCCGUGUGCUCUGGCACUUGUCACAGUGUUCCACUGUACCAGAAACAGUUUAGUCAUGCUGGCCACAUGACCCGGAAAGCUAUCUGUGGGCAAAUGCAGCUCCCUUAGCCUGAAAAGCGAGAUGAGCAUCGCAUCCCAUAGUCACCUUUGAUUGGACUUAACCAUCCAGGAGUCCUUUACCUUUUACCUUUAUUAGAUGUCAUUGUCUUAGCACUUAUGUUACAAUGUCAAACACAGAAACCACAUUUCUUCAUGUGUGGUUCUUUUGCAUUUUUUAAAACAGGCAUCGUCUAAGCAUUCUCUGUGAGAAUGAAGAAAUCACUCCUCUUUGAAAGCCGGAAUAGCUUGUGGUAACGAAAACCUAACCAGGCAGCAGCGCUUUGUGGGAUAAAAGGCUGCUCCUUAUUCCACCGAAGCUUUAUUUCACGGAUGAUACACACAUCUAUUUAUCAAGGCUAAAUGAAUUCAAAACACAUUGUAACUUGGAGCAUAGUUUGGAGAGGAAUGCUUGGAACCUGUAUGUAUAGAACACUGGGGAAACUGCUUGCUGCUCUUUCCACUGAUCUAUAGCUAUACUGAGGAUUGGAAAACAAGCUGCCUUCUAAGCGUCGCCCGACGGUCUGUCUCCAAGGAUGGGUAGUCCUCAAAAUUUCAACUAAGAGGUCACAUUAUCCAUGCCUACGCAGACUCUCUGUUCGUCAAACAAUCCCCUUUCACAAUUUGUUAUAAAUAACCGAUUAGAGCAAAAAUAAAAAUGGGAUCUUCUUCAUCAACCCUUCAAAGUGUCGGCAUGUUUUCAUGAUUUUAAAAUGUAAUGUUUUGCACCUUCUGCUUAUCUAAAUCAAGACUUUUAUAGACACUUGGUUAUGUCCCAUUAAAAGUGGCUCUGUGCAAAAACAUAUUGCCAAUUAGAAAGGCUUGCUUUUCAUGUGCUUUUUAAAUUCAAGCCCAUAUUUAAACUAUCAAAUUAAGGCUGUGACAAAGCAAGAGCAUCUGUAAUCCAGCACGAUGCUCCAAAAGAAAAGAGAAGAAAAGAGCAAAACCUUUAAUUGUGUCUUUGCUCCUGUAAAAUGUUGGAGAUUUGCUAUUCUAAGUGAACAGCUAGCUCCAUGAUUAUUUACCUGGAGAUAAUAAUAAUUGAGUGUGGCUCUUCAAAAUCAAGGGUUCAAACAAUUACCACUACGUUGCAUUACUACUUUUGGCAUUUCUUGGUAUGACAGUGUGCACAAGAGGGUUGGAGGUAGUUUAUUUAAAUAAUAGCUAAUCAGGCGAAAACCAUAUUUUUUCCAGGUACUAUAUUAUUGGGAGAAUCCUUUUGAUUGCUACAUUCUGAAAGUUAAGACUUUCAGAGGUUAUUGCACCAAAUAGCUGACACUCUUUGGGAGUACCACAUGGUCCACCACUGAUUUUGUAGUCAGAUGUUCAUGUGGAGGUUCUGUUGUUGUUAUUUUGAACUGGCACCUUCAUAUUGGAGUCACAAUUUGGGUAAUUUCUAUGGCGCUUUUCUGAGCUCCUAGGACUCUAAUUGCAGCAGAAGUGCAUACAGCCUUCACAUGGAGGCACCAGUUCCUAUUAAUAGCAUCUCCAAAUGAACACCACCUGCUCAUGAGCUCCGCGGCAGAUUCCACAGAAGUUUCCAGAUAAUGUAAAUAAUUAUCCGUUCCGGUGCCAAAUGCUUGGGACAGGAGUGAUUAGUCAGUGUUGUGUCUGCCUGUGCACACAGAAUAUUGGCAUUCUCUUUCACAAUGUGCUAAGUUAUUGUCUCCCAAUGACACACUGUAACUGCCAUCCAGUGCUAUUUCACUCAUUUCUCCCAGGUCAUGUUUUGAUCCUGUGUUGAGAGUACAGAUUAAUGAAACUUUCAACUUGAAGCCAGUCCACACACAGAAAGAGAUACAAAAGCAGAGCACACGGCUACAUGUGUUGUCUUCCUCUGCUUGCAAGUAAAUUGACUCUCCAGGUAGGUUCUUAGUGAGCUAAAAAUAUCCAAUGCAGCAUGUAGCAUUGCUAGGAAAUCG
This is a messenger RNA of Podarcis lilfordi (Lilford's wall lizard), 40741 nucleotides long. Lineage: Eukaryota; Metazoa; Chordata; Lepidosauria; Squamata; Lacertidae. The record is from the annotation of a GenBank genome assembly.